This is a messenger RNA of Scatophagus argus, 3219 nucleotides long. RefSeq names its product kinesin family member 20A (gene kif20a). Gene Ontology annotation, molecular function: microtubule motor activity; ATP binding; microtubule binding. The transcript is spliced from 19 exons. Gene Ontology annotation, cellular component: nucleus; kinesin complex; microtubule. The coding region runs from base 157 to 2871 and encodes 904 amino acids. Gene Ontology annotation, biological process: microtubule-based movement. The record is from RefSeq and is a predicted model, not a curated record. Lineage: Eukaryota; Metazoa; Chordata; Actinopteri; Scatophagidae.
CCCAAUCAGAACGCAGACAGCGAGCAGGAUUUGAGCACAACGUCACUAGCUUCAGCCAAUGGGUGACUCCCGCUGCAGAGGAAGCGCAUUGUUCAAAAACAAACCAGCUGAGAUUCAGAGAGCUUCGAACUAAAGACGAAGAAGCAGCAGGUAAGCAUGGCGCUGUCUUUGUCCUCCCCAUGUGGAUGUCCCUAUGAUGAGGACGAGGAAAUAGCCGUCUUUGAGUCUACAGCAGCAGAGCAUGGAGGCCCAGCCAGACCACGUCUACCUGAGAUAUCUGUCAUUUCCCCUGGCCUGGACACCCGGCAGUCCACUACAGAAUCUAAACUUGAGGUUAAACGUGCAGUGGUGACACAAGGAAGCUGCAAUGAAGGGAGUACAGAGAGAGUGAAGGUUUUUCUGCGCAUCCGGCCACUCACUGAGACAGAGAGAGAGAAGGGAGAAGAGCAGGGUUGUGUGGCUGUUCAAGAUGAAGAGACUCUGCUGCUGAAAGCUCCAAAAGAAUCUCAGAACAUGAGGACUGCAGAGAGGGGCAUCACUCAGAGUAUGCACAAGUUCAGUUUCUCAAAGAUAUUUGGGCCUGAGACAGCACAGCAAAAGUUUUAUGAAUGCACGAUGAAGACGAUGGUGAAAGAUGUGCUUCAAGGAGAAAACAGACUCCUCUACACUUAUGGUGUCACCAAUUCUGGAAAAACUUAUACUAUUCAGGGCCGUGGUCAGGAGGCAGGCCUUCUGCCCCGGGCUUUAGCGUCUCUGUUCAGGAAACUGCAGGGUCGUCUCUAUGGUGCUAUGGACCUGAAGCCUAUCAUGUAUCAGGAUGUGAGGCAGCUUGAUGCCGGCGAGGUCAGGGUGGAAGAAAUCCGCAGGAACUCUCUGCUCAAAGAGGACGAGAAUCAGAGCUCUUGUCGCGGUGGUACAACUACAGUCUGGGACAGUGGCAUUGGAGGACUCUCAUAUACAACUCACAUUGCCACUCAGCUUGAAGACACAGACAGUGUUUGCCUGGAGCCUGACAGCCUUUCACACAGUGGAGGAGAUGAUCUGGAGGAAGGGGUGCAGUUUUCUAUCUGGGUGUCCUUCUAUGAGAUCUACAAUGAGUUCCUGUAUGACCUGCUGGAUGCGUCGCCUUCCCUGCAUCCCCGAAAGAGAGUCACACUGCGCCUUAGUGAAGACAAGCAGGGCAACCCCUAUGUGAAAGACCUCACCUGGAUCCAGGUCCGCAGUGCUGAGGAGGCUUGGAGGAUUCUGAGGGCUGGAUGUUGUAAUCAGAGCUUCGCCAGCACUCACUUCAACCAAAACUCCAGCCGCAGCCACAGCAUCUUCUCCAUCCGUGUCCUGCGCAUCCGCCCAGUGGCAGAUUCGUCUCCAGCCGUGCACAUCAGCGAACUGGUUGUGUGUGAUCUGGCUGGAUCUGAACGCUGCAAGGAGCAGCGCAACGGAGAGAGGAUGAAGGAGGCCAACAACAUAAACACCUCCCUUCUAACGCUGGGACGCUGUAUUACUGCCCUGAGGCACAACCAGAACAGCAAGACGAGACCCCCUCAAGUGGUGCCCUUCAGGGACAGUAAACUGACCCGGGUUCUGCAGGGCUUCUUCUGUGGCCGAGGAACCUCCAGCAUGGUGGUCAACAUCAAUCCUUGUGCCUCCAUUUAUGACGAGACACUCCAGGCCCUCAAAUUCUCAGCUAUUGCUACUCAAUUGGUCCAUGGCCCGUCCACAAAAACCAGAGUGGCCUACAUUCUGUCCCUACUGCGGCAGCCAACAGCAAAUGGCAAUGAAAGCACGCUGAUGGAAGAAGAGGAGGAUGAGAGUGAUGUUGAAGAUGGCAACAUCACCAUGUUAAAUAAUGAGGCUUUGCUGCAGGCCAUUGACGUCCUGAAGAGAGAGGUGCAGCGCCAGCGGGAGGAGAGGGAGGUUCUUGAGGCAAAUGUGAGAGAGCAGGUGGUCUCCGAGAUGAUGGAGGUCAUCUCCGAGAUGCAAGAUGGCUUCAGAGAGACCUUGGAGGCAGAGAGGGCUCUUAUUGAAGAGAGGUACGAAGACAAGAUCGCUAACAUUCAGAAACAUCUGAAGAAGUUCUACAGCCAAGAACUGAAGGAGCGAGAUCAGGAGAUUGAAGCUUUGUCUGCCGCCCUUGAAAAAAGCAAGGAAGCUGAAUCAGUGCCACAGAGAGACUCUGGGGGGCCUCGACGUUCUCAGCGCCUCAUGACUCAAACAGAAAGUGGCAGGCUGCAGGCUGAGUUCGACCAGUGUCGCGCUGAGCUGCUCACUAAGACAGAAGAGCUGACAAAGCUGAAGAUGCAGCUGGAGAUUCCAGGUUCAACAGGCUCCCUCACUAGUGCUGCUGACCGCAAGCUAGAGGAGGGUCAACGGAACCUACGUCAGCUGCGCCUGGAUCUGCAGAGACUUGGGGCAGACCUGCAGUCUGGUGAACGGGCCUGUUGUCGCAACACAGGAGGGGAAAGGCUGCGGCAGGCAUUGGCAGCUGCAGACGAGACACUGGCAAAACAGGACCAGAUCCUGGUGGAGCUCCAGAAUGGCCUGAUGCUUGUAAAAGCUGAUCUAAGGCGGAAAGCUGAGACCCUGGCCCAGACACAGGCCGUCCAGCCCCAGCUGCCCCCCUCAGGUUGCUAUACCUCUGCCACGCUGGGUUUCUGCAAGAAAAGGGGCUGUGGGGCUGCUGCACCCAAUGACACUGAGAACCGGCCUCCACAAAAACGUUCCUUUUUCCCAUCUCUGACUUGUACCCCGACGCGUAAAUACAACAGUCGUGCUGUUGAACAAGCCAACGUUACCCCCUACUCCAGGGUCUUGCGGUCUCGCCAGAAAUCUCCGCCUUUCGGUUCUCCCUUCACCCCACGUUUCAAAUACUGAGCUCUUUGGAGCAUCAGUGGGAGCAUCUUUUUGAUAUUAUGCAAAAACAGAGUUAUAUUUGCUGCAUACUUUAUAGUAUUUUUAUGUUGUUUUGGAUUUGUUCACUUUUUGCAUUGCAGUUAACUCCAUAUUAUCAUGCCAAAUAUGGUUAUGGUAUUCAUGCCAGUAAAACAUUUAUGCUUUAAAUAGGGUUGCAGUAUACUACUAAGGGAAUGAAUGUGUUCUUGCAAAGCUAUAGUAGGAGUAGUGCAUGUGUGUAAUUAACCUUCUCUGACUCUGCAACUCCUCCACAUGCGUUUGCUGUAAAUACUUUUGUUUUCCCCACAAUAAAUUCUGCCAAAAAACGCA